Messenger RNA from Conger conger (European conger), 2284 nucleotides. RefSeq names its product PH and SEC7 domain-containing protein 2-like. Lineage: Eukaryota; Metazoa; Chordata; Actinopteri; Anguilliformes; Congridae. The record is from RefSeq and is a predicted model, not a curated record. The transcript has 14 exons. Gene Ontology annotation, molecular function: phospholipid binding; protein binding; guanyl-nucleotide exchange factor activity. Bases 41 to 2284 code for a protein of 747 amino acids. Gene Ontology annotation, biological process: regulation of ARF protein signal transduction.
GGAGCAGACGCAGGAGAACGCGGGGAGCGGCGUCGGGGGAAUGGAUUCGGGUCAGGAGCGGGACGGGACGCUUGAUGGACAGAACCGGGACGCGGAGACGGACACGCGGGACCGUAGAGACGCAGAGAGGACCGAGAACAAGCUGGAGGAGGACGACGAGGACGAAGACGAGGAGGAGAGGGAGGAGGAGCGCGACGCCGCGCAGGACAACCAGGACCGCUUCAGCUCCAGGUUCGAGUGCAUCGUGGAGGAGGCGGAGGUGGAGGUGGAGGAGGAGGAGGAGGAGGAGGACUGCGACCGGGGGAGCCGGGACGGCUUCAGCUCCACGUUCGAGCGCAUGGUGGAGGAGGCGGAGGGCGAGGCGGAGACGGAGGGCGAGGCGGAGGGGCGGGAGAACCGGGACGGCUUCAGCUCGCGCUUCGAGCGCAUCGUGGAGUCGGACCUCCUGCGCGGGACGUACUACAGCAGCCUGGACUCGCUGGACGUGCUGUCGCUCACCGACGAGACGGACAGCUGCGUCAGCUUCGAGGCGCCGCUCACCCCGCUCAUCCAGCAGAGGGCGCGGGAGGGCCCGGAGCCGCCCGCCGAGCCGCUGGAGCUGGCCCCCGUGGCGGAGAGGGACGGGCCCCUGGGGGAAGGCGCCAGCCCCCUGCGGAGCUGCAUCACCGGCAGCCGCUCCGAAAACGUGCUGAGCCGCCCCGCCCUGCGCCCCGCCCUGCCCAACGGCUUCCACCCCGACGCCCCGCGGGGCCUGGAGGGCUCCGGAACCUUCCCCAGCUCCGUCAGCGAUGCCAACCUCACAGAUGUCCCGUCGGACUCGGACUCGGAGCUGGGGAGUCUGGAGCAGCUGGAGCGGGGCAGCACCGACACCCUGGCCAACGGCUGCCGUGCCGACAGCGACGCGGCCAAACGCCUGGCCAAGCGCCUCUUCUACCUGGAGGGCUUCAAGCGCUGCGACGUGGCGCGACACCUGGGGAAGAAUAACGACUUCAGCCAGAUGGUGGCAGCAGAGUACCUGCGCUUCUUUGACUUCACGGGUCUGCCGCUGGACCGAGGGCUCAGAACGUUCCUGAAGGCGUUUCCCCUGAUGGGCGAGACGCAGGAGAGGGAGCGGGUUCUGGUGCAUUUCUCCAGAAGGUUCUGUUUCUGCAACCCUGAGGCACUCACCUCUGAGGAUGGAGUCCACACCCUCACCUGUGCCCUCAUGCUGCUGAAUACAGACCUGCACGGCCAUAACAUUGGGAAAAAGAUGUCCUGCCAACAGUUCAUCAGUAACCUGGACGGGCUGAACGACGGAAACGACUUUCCCAAGGACCACCUGAAGAUCCUGUAUAACUCCAUAAAGAAUGAGAAACUAGAGUGGGCUAUUGAGGAAGAGGAGCUGAGGAAGUCUCUCUCGGAGCUGGUGGAGGAGCAGGGAGACUGCGGCGGGAAGCGGGUGGGCCGCGUGGCGGAGGGGAGUAACCCCUUCAUCGCCAUCCCCCUCCUCCUCAACGCCGCCACCUACAAACACGGCGUCCUCACCCGCAAGAGCCACGCAGACAUGGACGGGAAGCGCACUCCCCGAGGCCGUCGCGGCUGGAAGAAGUUUUACGCCGUUCUGAAAGGAACCAUCCUCUACCUGCAGAAGGAUGAGUAUAAGCCGGAUAAAGACCUGUCGGAGGUGGAUUUGAAGAAUGCGGUGCGCGUGCACCACGCCCUGGCCACCCGGGCCACAGACUACAGCAAGAGGCCCAACGUGAUGAAGCUCAAGACCUCGGACUGGAGAGUCUUCCUCCUCCAGGCCCCGAGUGAAGAGGAAAUGAUGUCAUGGAUCUUGCGCAUUAACCUGGUGGCAGCCCUGUUCUCCGCCCCCUCCUUCCCGGCCGCCAUCGGGUCCAUGAAGAAGUUCUCCCGACCACUCCUGCCCUCAUCCUCCACCCGGCUCAACCAGGAGGAGCAGCUGAAGUCCCAUGAGAACAAGCUGAAGCAGGUGUCUGUGGAGGUGGAGGAGCACAGCCGAACCCCGCCCGACCUCACCCAGAAAACCAAGGACACGGAGGAGUACAGGCUGAAGGAGCACUACCUGACGUUCGAGAAGAGCCGGUACGAGACCUACAUCACGCUGCUGCAGGCGAAGCUGCGCUCGGGCACCGACGACCUGGAGAAGAUGGAGGCGGAGCUCCUGCGGGGGGAGGCGCCGGAGGGCCACCUGCGGAAGACCCAGUCCAGCCCCUCCAUCAGCCAGAGCCAGCGGUCCAACGGCCGGGCCGAGGGCAGGACCGCCCACGACCGCCGCAGCUGA